CGGAGACAGACCUGUGACCGACAAAAUGGCUCCCGGCCGUUGGGAUUCCUAUUAGCGAUUACCUGCCGCCACGCCGAAAGGAUUACGCCUCCUCACUGAAAAGCGCCUGGGAAACCUCUUUGAAGUCCCGGCUCAGUCUCGGGACGUAAUUCCCGCAGAAGGCUAGUUCGACGCGUAUGAGAUAAUUUUCUUUCCAAGACCGAGACUAGUAACCCUAAGAGCUGGACGGGCUGAGGAAGAGGAGAGCAAGUUUGCAUGGAAUGAUAAUUCGCGCUGCUGAGCCUUCUGGGAAAUGUAGUUCGGAGCAGGAAAAGCGGUGGAUAGAUAUCGGAAAGUCAAUUCGAUUCUCUUAAAACUAAGCCACACCCGGGACACUUUUGACAUUGCCAGUGCGCAGGCGCAGACGUCCUGAGUCGCCAUUUUGGCCUUUGUUCUGGGUGUAACAUUCAGGUGCUGUAUCAUUUCCCCACUUACUGGUUGUAAAGUCACUAAACUGGAUGUGAUCCUCAGUUGAAGUAAGAAGAGCAAUGGAUGAUGGAACGAAUGUGCUGGAGAUAUUGUCAAGGUGUGUCUUAUGGCCCAGAAUGUGGCCUAUCUUUGAAUAUUCCAUGUGAACGAGAAGAACAUGUUUUCUGCUAUUUGGGGAUGAAAUACUCUAUAAAUGUCAAUUUAAAUUCAGUUGAUCAUGCUCUUCAGUUCAACUAUAUCUUUACUGAUUUUCUGCCUGCUGGAUCUGUCAGUUACUGAAAGAGAAGAAGCAUAAGACGUUAAGGAGCAGAAAGAACAGCAUAACAAAAGCUUGUGAGUGAACUUACAUCUACUUCCACAACAGUACAGGCUUGUACUAUUGAAGGCAGAGAAUGUAAAAAACUUGGGAAAAUAUUUUCUCUAAUCACAGACAUUGUUUCCUCAAAAUAAUGCCUCUGUGAAAGAGACUUCACUUUGAAAGAAUUCUUGUCAUGCUUAACUAAGCACAAAGGAUAAAAGAAUGAAUACAAGUUUUGCCAUAGUUUUUCCCAUGUGGUAGUCAUCCCCUUUAUGCGUAAUGAGUGUGAAAGUCUUCUGUUGGAAAUUCAACCUCACAAGAUACCCAAGAAUUAAUACUUGAGAGAAACUAUUUGGGUGUAAUGAAUGUCGGAAAGUUGUAUUCACAUCAAAGAAAUCAUGCAGGAGUAAAACCUUGUGUAUAAGGAAUAUUGGAAAUCCCUUAGCCAGGUAUUAAAUCUCAUUAAGCAUGAGAAUAUUCAUACAUAAAUUAGUAUUAUAAUGAUCAUGGGAAUGCUUUUAUCUGAAGCAAAAUCCCAUGGAGUAUGACAAAAUUCUUACUAGAGAGAAAAUAUAUGAGUGUCCUGAAUGUAGUUAAGUCUGCUCUUUAUAGUCAUCUUUUACUCCACAUUUGAAAAAUCAUACAAGGGAAUAAGCAUAUAAAUGUAAUAUAGGAAACCUUUCAACCAGAUAGAAAACCUCUGUAGUCAUCAGAAAAUUCAUACUGGAGAGAAAUCAUAUAAAUGUGGGAAAGUUUUGAUUCAAAUGUCAAAUCUUAGACACAAGAGAUUUCAUACUGGAAAGAAACCCUAUGCAUGUAAGAAAUGUGAAAAAGCCUUUAGUCACAAAGUACAUCUCACAGAACAUGAGAAAACUCACAGUGGACAGAAAGAAUAUGAAUGUAAAGAAUGUGGAAAAGCCUUCAGCCAAAAGCAAUACCUCAUUAAACAUCAGAACAUUCAUACUGGAGUAAAACCCUAUAUAUGCAAGGAAUGUGGGAAAGCCUUCAACCAGAAGGAAAACCUCAUUACCCAUCAGAGAAUCCAUACUGGAGAGAAACCUUUUGAAUGUGGUGGAUGUGGGAAAGCUUUCAUUCAGAAAUCAAGCCUCAUUACACACCAGAGAAGACAUACUGGAGAGAAACCCUUCGUAUGUAAGGAAUGUGGGAAAGCCUUCAGUGGCAAAUCAAAUCUCACUGAACAUGAGAAGAUUCAUAUUGGAGAGAAACCUUAUAAAUGUAAUGACUGUGGGACAGCCUUCAGCCAGAGGCAGUAUCUCAUUAAACAUUACAACAUUCAUACUGGAGAGAAACCCUAUGAAUGUAAUAAGUGUGGAAAAGCCUUUUCACAAAUCACAUCACUUAUUGUACAUGUGAGAAUUCAUACAGGUGAUAAACCUUAUGAGUGUAAGGUAUGUGGGAAAGCAUUCUCUCAAAGUUCAUCUCUUACGGUGCAUGUUAGAAGUCAUACGGGUGAGAAACCUUAUGGUUGUGAUGAUUGUGGAAAAGCCUUUUCUCAGUUCUCAACUCUUGCUUUACAUGCGAGAAUCCAUACAGGUGAGAAGCCUUACCAGUGUAGUGUAUGUGGAAAAGCUUUUAGCCAGAAGUCACACCACAUUAGACAUCAGAGAAUUCAUACUCAUUAAAAAUGGUAUGAAUUCCUGGAAGAAGGACUUCAGCAGAUUCAUAGCACAUUAGGAAAUUCAUUCUAAAACAAAAUGCCAUGAAUGUAGGAAAGCCUUAAAAAAGAAACCCAGUACUUAUACCCAAGAAUUUUCAUGAAGAGAAAGAGGAAAAAGUAGAAACGUGUACUACACAAACUCAUAGCAUACAUUAUUGUUAGACUUUUAGAAGCCUUCUCAUUUAAAGGCAGGAACAAGUAUGGAUCCUGCUAUACACUCUGCUGCUAAACAUGGUCCUGAAUGGAGAUUCUAACUAGUGCAGUAAAAUGAAAGAAAAAGUGGUGUAAACAUUAGACAGGAAGAGACAAAACUACCAUGUUUAGGUAAUAUGAUACCCUACAUAAAGCUCUAUUAAAAUUCUUUGGUAUUGAUGCAUUAGUAGUUAGGUGGAAUAGAAUUUAUUGUCAAGAAACAUACCCAUGAAUUUGUGGGAAAGGAAUGUAGUAGCAUGCAAUAAGGGAAUGAGUGGAUAAAGGGUGUAUUUGCACAACAGAAAAUUGUUGAACAGUUAAAUAAGGCAAAACAAAUGUAUAAGCAAGAAAUUGCAAGCAUUUGAGUGAAAAAUCAAGGCUCAGAAUGAUGCAUAUACUAUGGUACAGUUUUUUAAUUUUGAAUUAAACGCUAACAGAGACCAAUGCUCUGUAUUGAUUAUGAAUUCAUAUGUGCAUGUAAUAGAGAUUAAAAAAAUAGGUUGAAAUUAUGUGCCAAAUUCAUUGUAGUGAUUCCCUCUAGGGAGAUAAGGGAAGAGACUAGGGGUGGUGAUUAAACAGAAUGUUUGGCUUUACAUUUAAAGAUCCAUUUCUGUUUAAAAAGAAAAAAAGACAUGAAAAUAUAACAAAUGUGAGCUAAAUUUUAAAAUUCAGGGGAUAAGGGAAGGAAAGCUAUAACUGCAGAAAUUAUGUUAAGUAUAAAGAAGAGCUGUAGCGUAUUAAUGAAAAUGUACUAUUUUAGCAUGUCAGUGUAUUGUCUGUAGUCUAGUAAUUCCUAGUAUGAUUUUGUAGCACAUUGCUUGGGCUCACACAUUAAGGAUAGUUAUUGGUAAUCAAUGAUUCAUGCACAGACUUUCUUUAUGUGAGUUUUGUUGACCUGUAAAGUUAAAUAAUCAUUUGAUUUUUGCAUUGUUUGAAGGAGAAAACAUUCAAAUGCAUAAAUCUUCUAGAAUUCACUGAAUGUAACUUUAAUCUCUGGAUCUUGGCUUCAUUUGUAACUUGCUGACUAACUUUCAUAUACUCAGCCUGAGACAGCUUGUCUUCUCUCCUUUCUCCUCUUACUUCUCUCUGCCCCUCUCUGAGUGGCCUGAGAGUGAGCAAGAUAUUCUCUGGCCUGAACCAAAUCUACCUGAAGAUAAUUUAUUUUUUUCUCCUUCUUUCUCCACCUGACAAGAAGAAAAGCAUUAGUAUAUUUUGUAACUGGCAUUGAAAGUGAUACAUAGAAUUUACAUGUGAGUCUGAUUUUCUACUCUCAAAGUCAAAAUAAUGAAAAGCUACUGUUAUAACUAUCAAAAUGUUUUGUGUGCUGCCUUGGCAUCCAUUUUACUUUGGUUAAGCCACUUAACACUGACCUUAGGCCUAGUUAAUAAGUAGCUUUCCAGCCCUGUGGUAUAAAUUCUCCCAGAGCCCAAACCUACAUUUGUGGCCACCGCCCACACCAUCUACCCACCCACACACCUCAUCCCAAACCCAUGAUUGAUCCCAAUUGAUAAGCUAACCAUCCUUACUGCCUUCAGAACCCUAGUCCCUUUCCCUUUUCAUGCAUAUUUGCUGUAAACUAACUAGUCCUUGACUCCCAUGGAAAAUCUAAUCUCUACCCCUGGACCACAGUAAAGGCACAAGCUCACAGGUCCCUCUCACUCUGCUUGUGUGCUCCCCACCUGCUGGUUGAGCCAUCCAAGCUGAUUGUAGUUCCUGCCAACCCCUCAUGACACCCCUCUCACUUUUGAACCUGUGAGUAGCAAACUCUUUUCUCAUACAUUAUGACCUCAGACUUCCAUUGUGUCACACUUGACCUCCACCCAGACCCAAAUUUAAAUUCCGACUUAACUAAUCCAAAGCAGCCACCAUAGCUUUGUCUUAUAAUAGCCAUUCUAUCAUCUUAUACUAGCCAUUCUAACAUUAAACUACAUAAUCUUUUUAAGCUAGAUAAUGUGACACAUAAAAUGUCCUUAUUCUUUCUCCAAACCCUAUGACAUCUUAGCUCCCCAGAAAUGUUAGUGUCCUUUUAUCUUCAAUUUUUGCCUUCCCAUAAGUAGUCUCUUGGAUAUGGUUCUGCUAGCCUUGAAUAUUGUGUAAUAAAAUCUCUGCUUUUUCUGUU
Molecule: messenger RNA, 4755 nt
Organism: Choloepus didactylus (southern two-toed sloth)
Lineage: Eukaryota; Metazoa; Chordata; Mammalia; Pilosa; Megalonychidae
Product: zinc finger protein 260-like
Exons: 4
Coding region: 1531-2409 (292 amino acids)
Biological process (GO): regulation of transcription by RNA polymerase II
Molecular function (GO): DNA-binding transcription factor activity, RNA polymerase II-specific; RNA polymerase II cis-regulatory region sequence-specific DNA binding
Source: RefSeq, a predicted model, not a curated record